AUGCACUGCAAUGAGGACUUUCUCAACUAUCUUAGCGUUGGCAUGAUCCUGGUAGGACUAUGGCAUCUGUACCACCACAGGAAAACUCAAACCAGCUAUGGGCGCCACAUGGUACACGAUCGUAACACCAGGUUGGUGCCAGCCCGCCUGGCUUGGUUUCUCCAGGAGUUGCCAGCUUUUCUGGUCCCACUACUUCUGAUGCUCACUUCGCACAAACCCUACAGUGUGGGAAAGAUGCUACUGCUUGGAACCUUUUGCCUUCACUAUUUUCACAGAACAUUCAUCUAUUCACUGCUGAUCAGAGGAAAUCCUUACCCACUCAGUGUGAUGCUGGCAGCAGUUAUCGUUUGCUCUGUGAAUGGAUUCUUGCAGGGACACUACCUGUUGCAUUGUGCUCGGCUGGAUGAGUGGAAAACAGACUGUCGUCUGAAGAUUGGUUUAUUACAAUUUUACACCGGAAUGGCAAUCAAUAUAUACAGUGAUUAUCGUCUACGUAACUUGAGGAAAAAGGGAGAAUUGAUUUACAAGGUCCCUACAGGAGGCCUUUUUGAAUAUAUAUCUGCUCCAAAUUACUUUGGAGAGAUUUUUGAGUGGUUUGGCUACGCCAUGGCAACUUGGGGCCUUCCAUCGCUCUCGUUUGCUGUGUUUACUAUGUGCUUCAUAGGCGCAAGAGCCAUCUACCAUCACAGGUUUUACAAGGAGAAAUUCAAGGAUUACCCAAAAUCUCGAAAAGCUGUAAUUCCAUUUUUACUUUGAAAAAACACCACAUUGUGAUCCGAAGACAACGGCUGAUAGGCCCAGGGGUUUCACAUAUAUGCAUUUGCUUCUUAUAUCUUGUUCAUGUGCAAAAGUAGCUUUAUUGAGCCAUACUGUUUCACUGGCAAGCAGGCCUGUAUACAUUUAUUGUAGAUCCUUAGAUUUACAACACACAAAAACUUUUAAGUUAGCUUCCCCUUUAGCCUUACAGGAGUUCAGGCCAUCUGGAUUGUAAUACCAGAACUGUUAGAUUUAUUAUUUUAUCAUGCAUUUGUAUAUAUCAUCCUUGCCUGAAUGUUUCUCUUUGCGAGUGGCUGUGUGACCCGAAGUGUGACUCAGCAACACCUUGAGAAGUGAUGCACCCCCUUGCUGACUUCAAAGCAGAUACUCCUCAACACCAUAAACAUGCUGUAAAUCAGAUGCCCUGCUGAUCUCUAGCAGGUUUAUCAGAACAAUGCUGCAGCUUUGAAGAAAUGUUUACUUAAGUAUUCAUCUUUCUGUUGGUAUUGCCAUCUGUUCCUCCAUGUUUUGUAAUCUUGUGACCCUUUGUUUUGAACAACUAAUAAUAAGAGGGACACCGGUAAGGCUGACUCAGAACGGGUGUUGGAGUUGCAGCU
This is a messenger RNA of Syngnathoides biaculeatus (alligator pipefish), 1373 nucleotides long. It is a transcript of the gene srd5a2b, whose product is annotated as steroid-5-alpha-reductase, alpha polypeptide 2b. Bases 1 to 756 code for a protein of 251 amino acids. The transcript is spliced from 5 exons. Gene Ontology annotation, cellular component: membrane. Gene Ontology annotation, biological process: steroid biosynthetic process. NCBI's taxonomy places the organism in Eukaryota, Metazoa, Chordata, Actinopteri, Syngnathiformes, Syngnathidae. Gene Ontology annotation, molecular function: 3-oxo-5-alpha-steroid 4-dehydrogenase activity. The record is from RefSeq and is a predicted model, not a curated record.